Molecule: messenger RNA, 765 nt
Organism: Protopolystoma xenopodis
Lineage: Eukaryota; Metazoa; Platyhelminthes; Monogenea; Polystomatidea; Polystomatidae
Source: the annotation of a GenBank genome assembly
CUUCUGUGUGUCUUCGUCCGAGCCUCGGAGCAUGCUACCCGCGAAUCCCGCCUUUGCGGUGAUGAGGCGAUGACGAGGCGAGUGUACGAACAACGAGCAGCAUUUUGCGGCAUGUGCAGCCUCGAAACCGACUGCCACAUGACGUCUUCCCUUCACACCGUCUGGAGCCGCAGCCUCUGUGGGACUCGACUGCAACAGCCCAACACCGACAGUAGACAGCCGGCUUCGGCUGUCCAGAAGAGGGAGAUGCUAAUGAUGCCCUCCUGCCUCAACUCUGAUUGGUUGGCGCUGAUGGGCAGAGAUCAAUCAUGCGAAUCCGAAAGGUUGCCAAGACAGCAUAGUCAGAAAGAGCUUUCUGCCACUUGCAGACUUGCAGUCAGGACUUCACAUGUCGAAAGGCUGCAGUUGCAACCGUGUUCGAACACACCUGAAAAUGCCUCUUUCCACGUAUAGUGCUUUUGGUACCAGUCGGAAACACGCCUUGGCCAGACAGAGACAAUCAAUCCUCGACGAGGAGGUGGGGAAAUGCAAGUUAUCGGCCCGUGGCUUAAAGUCUGGACGACAGAAAGUCGAAUGAUGCCCUUCUUGUCUGUUGCUACGGUCGGACAGACUUGCUUGUUCGCUAAAAGACGGGCUGGAGUGGCUGAGGGACAGAGCGAGGAAAUGGCUGUUUCUAGACGAGCAUUCGCGGAACGACGAUCGUCAAGUGGGUCGCCAACGCCUUCAGGAAAGGCAAUAUGGCCCGUCGGCAAAGGGUUGGUGUGA